Molecule: messenger RNA, 1296 nt
Organism: Psilocybe cubensis
Lineage: Eukaryota; Fungi; Basidiomycota; Agaricomycetes; Agaricales; Agrocybaceae
Exons: 8
Coding region: 1-1296 (431 amino acids)
Biological process (GO): tryptophanyl-tRNA aminoacylation
Cellular component (GO): cytoplasm
Molecular function (GO): tryptophan-tRNA ligase activity; ATP binding
Source: RefSeq, a predicted model, not a curated record
AUGUCGGCACAACCACCCACUGAUUCCCUCGCCCAAGUAUCACUUGCCUCAGAUGACCAGGCAGUGCAAGCAGCCGUUCAUGAUCAGAUUGUCACUCCUUGGGACGUCCAAGGUGGCGUAUCCAGUGAUGGCAAGCAACAAGCCAUUGACUACGACAAGCUCGUUGAUCAGUUCGGAACCCGAAGGGUUGAUGCUAAACUGCUUGAGCGUUUUGAAAAAUUGACUGGUCGCCGCCCUCAUGUUUUCCUGAGACGAGGAAUGUUCUUCUCUCACAGAGAAUUUGACAGAAUACUCGAUAGAUAUGAACAAGGAAAACCCUUUUAUUUGUAUACAGGACGAGGUCCAAGUAGUGAUAGUAUGCAUCUUGGGCACAUGAUACCUUUCGUUUUUUCAAAAUGGCUACAGGAUGUUUUUAAUGUUCCCAUCGUGAUUCAACUCACAGACGAUGAAAAGUUCCUUUUCAAGCAUGAACUCAAACCUGAGCAAACCAAACUAUUCUCCAAACAGAAUGCACGCGACAUCAUCGCAUGUGGCUUUGAUCUUGAUCGGACGUUCAUCUUCAGCAACUACGAAUUUAUGGGAGGAGCAUUCUAUCAAAAUGUCUCGAGAAUAUCCAGACAAAUUACCUAUAAUCAGGUCAAAGCAACAUUUGGGUUCACAGAAUCAGAUAACAUCGGGAAAGUCCACUUCGCAGCAAUUCAGGCUGCUCCUUCGUUUUCGACAACGUUCCCUCAAAUUUUCGGCACCUCCUCCGAUAUUCCGUGUCUUAUUCCUUGUGCGAUUGAUCAGGAUCCAUACUUUAGGCUGACGCGCGAUAUCGCCAGUAAAUUGAAACACCCCAAGCCCGCUCUCCUUCACUCCAAGUUCUUCCCUGCCCUCCAAGGCCCUCAGACAAAAAUGAGUGCCAGUGACCCCAACAGUAGUAUCUUCAUGACAGACAAGGCAAAUCAGAUCAAAAACAAAAUUAACAAACACGGAUUUUCGGGUGGAAAAGAGACUGAAGAGGAACAUCGACUGCUGGGAGGCGAUACUGAAGUUGAUGUUGCAUAUCAGUACCUAACUUUCUUUUUAGAAAAUGAUGAUGAACUUGAGCAAAUUGGAAAGGAUUAUAGAGCAGGUACUCUGUUAACGGGUCAGCUGAAGGCGAAAUGUAUCAAAGUACUUCAAACCUUUGUAGCCGAUUUCCAAGAGCGCCGAGCAAAAAUUACUGAGGAAGAGGUCAGAAAAUUCAUGGAUUCCUCCCGCAAAAUAUCCCCCACAAUGGGUAAAAGCCAGAGCGGAGUCACGGUGGCAUAG